UCCUGGCCUGGGCCCGCGCCGGCCUCCGCUCCGCUGCGGUCCCCCGGGUCUGCCCUCCCACCCCGUCCGGCCCGGGUCGCCAUGGCCAAGGCUUACGACCACCUCUUCAAACUGCUGCUUAUCGGGGACUCGGGGGUGGGCAAGACGUGUCUGAUCAUUCGCUUUGCGGAGGACAACUUCAACAGCACGCACAUCUCCACCAUCGGAAUUGAUUUUAAGAUCCGCACCGUGGACAUAGAGGGGAAGAAGAUCAAACUGCAAGUCUGGGACACGGCUGGCCAGGAGCGAUUCAAGACGAUAACCACUGCCUACUACCGUGGAGCCAUGGGCAUCAUCCUGGUCUAUGACAUUACCGAUGAAAAAUCCUUUGAGAAUAUUCAGACCUGGAUGAAGAGCAUCAGAGAGAAUGCCUCUGCUGGGGUGGGGCGCCUCCUGCUGGGCAACAAGUGUGACAUGGAAGCCAAGAGAAAGGUGCAGAAGGAGCCGGCAGACAAGCUGGCUCGAGAGCACGGAAUCCGGUUUUUCGAGACAAGCGCCAAAUCCAGCACAAAUGUGGAUGAGGCUUUCAGUUCCUUGGCCCGGGACAUCUUGCUCAAGUCGGGGGCUCGGAGACUGGGAGAUGGCAGCAAGGUCUCUAGUGGCGCCCUGCAGCCCUACGACAGGAAGAAUGCGAGCAAGUGCUCCCUGGGUUGAGGCCCUGUUGCUGCCUACCCGCCCUGAAGGCCAAGCCCAGAGACACAGCAAGAGACAUAGCAGGGACUUGGGAUAGGUGCACAGGCAGGGAGAAGAAAGGGAAGGGGAGAGAAGAGG
Molecule: messenger RNA, 810 nt
Organism: Octodon degus (degu)
Lineage: Eukaryota; Metazoa; Chordata; Mammalia; Rodentia; Octodontidae
Product: ras-related protein Rab-13
Exons: 2
Coding region: 82-693 (203 amino acids)
Biological process (GO): Golgi vesicle fusion to target membrane; cellular response to insulin stimulus; protein localization to plasma membrane
Cellular component (GO): plasma membrane; synaptic vesicle; endosome
Molecular function (GO): GTP binding; GTPase activity
Source: RefSeq, a predicted model, not a curated record